Staurois parvus is the source of this 304-nucleotide messenger RNA. The record is from the annotation of a GenBank genome assembly. Lineage: Eukaryota; Metazoa; Chordata; Amphibia; Anura; Ranidae.
AUGUGCAAUAUGUCAGUGAGUGACAACAUCAUGAUCCCACAGCCUGUUCUUUUAGUGCCUGCUGAUCUGUGUCAGUGUUGCUGGUGAUGUGUUGUGUGUUCUGUGUGUGGGGGCUGGGCUGCCUGCUCUCAGCGUUUUAUCUCCUCCCAUUGCCUGGGGAAUUCCAGCCUGGGAUCUGUCAUAGUGCAGAUCCAUCAUCCUCCACUCACUGCAACUGUCACCCUGCCACUGCCAGCCACAGAUACAGUCCAGCCGUGACCCUGAUUUUGUCUUAAAUAGGGGUGCUGGUGGCAUCUUAUGGCAC